Pseudovirgaria hyperparasitica is the source of this 2287-nucleotide messenger RNA. Its product is annotated as alpha/beta-hydrolase. NCBI's taxonomy places the organism in Eukaryota, Fungi, Ascomycota, Dothideomycetes, Acrospermales, Acrospermaceae. The record is from RefSeq and is a predicted model, not a curated record. The coding region runs from base 78 to 2132 and encodes 684 amino acids. The transcript has 3 exons.
CUUCUGACACCUCACCUCUUUUGCAUGACUCUCCGAGAAAUACCAAUGAAUCAUCAUACCAAGACAUCCGACUACUGAUGGACUCAGAGAAGACGAACCUGUUUCUGUCGGAGACGGCCCGCAUUCACAAUGUCGGGGCUGCGCUGACCACGGACCGAUCGCAAAGAAACCGGGCGGUUCGCUUAGUUGCUGCAGUCCUACUGGGACUGAUGACUAUCGGGCUCUGGUUAUGGAGUAGUAUGAACUACGCCAUUGAACAGUCGCCAAGAUAUCCUGAUUUUGAUAAGAUAGAAGCAAGUGCAACCCUCAAGUGGUAUCCUUGUCAUGAAGAACUCGGUCCACGAUUUUUGUGCUCCAAACUUCGUGUGCCCAUGGAUUAUCAUCGCCCGCUCAAUAAGUCUGGCAGCCCUCAUGUCGACUUGGCACUGGUAAUGUAUCCAGCCAGGUCAUCUAGUGAUGUCCACUGGUCCAGGACUCCGAUGCUAUUCAAUCCUGGAGGUCCAGGAGGUUCCGGUGUAGAAUUUCUACUAGGAAGGGCGCCGCAACUUCAACAGAUUGUUGGAGACGACUACGACUUAGUUUCUUUUGAUCCUCGUGGCAUAGGCUACUCGCGUCCCACUGCUGACUGCUUUGCCUUUCCAUCGAACGGCAAAGUUCCCUCGAACGAUGAUCGAGCAUAUGGUGAUUCGCAGCGCGUACUGUAUACCAACGAAUUGGCCGGCCACGGACUCUUCAACUACAGUAGCCGCUCUACACUGGACAUUGAUAGCCGUAAUAGGGCCCUGGGUCAAACUUGUGCCGAAAAGGAUGCAAUCCAGGGAGAAGACAGCCUUCUUCGUCAUAUAGCCACCCCAAAUGUCGCCCAAGAUAUGGUUUCCAUCAUCGAUGCCUGGAAGGACUGGCGUCAAACUCAAUGCGCGAGUCACAGGUCUAAGUCUGGAUGCUGCGAGGACGAGGAAUGCAUCGUCUCUGCUCAUGAGGACCCUGAAGGCAAACUUGUCUAUUGGGGCUUCAGCUACGGCACUCUACUUGGGGCCACAUUCGCCGCUAUGUUCCCAGAUCGGGUGCAUCGCAUCAUCCUUGAUGGCGUAGUGGAUGCCGACCACUACGUUAGCCCGACGUGGAGUGAAAGUAUUGUUAACACCGAUGACAUCGUGAACCAAUUUUGUCACUACUGCUAUGAGGCCGGUGUCUGGUGCGACUUGUAUCGCAAGGGCGACUCUGAGGCAGAUAUAUGUGCCCGCAUAGACAUAAUCUUCCAAUCAUUGAAGGACAGUCCAAUUCACGGCGUAGACCCGGUGCGCCAUGUUCCUGCGCUCAUCGAAUACCCGAGGGUGAAGAGUAUGCUUUUUAUAGCACUCUACGCACCAAUUCAUAAUUUUCCGUACAUUGCAAGCUAUCUGAACACUAUCUUUCUGGUAUACCAAGAACAAGGGUUCCCGUCUACGCCUUCGGUUCAGCACGCACCUAGCCUCGCUGUCGGGGUUGACUCACAAUUGGCCAUCAUGUGUGGCGACAAGCGAUACCCUCUCAACGACACGAUACCCAUUCUUGAGGAGCGCCACAGAAAGAUUGCUGAAACGUCCAACUUUGCUGAUGUCUGGAUGACACUGAUGGAUACCUGCUCUGGAUGGAGCAUACCCAGCAAGGAUCCCCCUAUGCGCUGGGACGAUCAUCCCACAAAGAAACCCAAGCCUAUCAAAACACGCUUCCCAUUACUAUUCCUGUCCAACACUUUUGAUCCCGUGACUCCUCUCGUCGCGGGUAACCUGAUGGCCCGGAAAUUUGUUGACGCCGGUCUCGUCGAGCUGAAGACUGAGGGCCAUUGCACUCUCGCCGCAGUUAGCAGAUGCAUGACGACCAAGAUCCGCGAUUACUUGAGCCGGGGUAAAGUUCCCAGCGCACCAGGAGAAUUCAUAAGCCAUGACUGGGAGACGUGUGAAGCCGAUGAGACACCGUGGAAACCAUACGAACCCAUGUACGGUCAAGAGGGUACCAGAAACGCAACGACCGACAGGGAAAUGUGGGAGAUGCACAAGACGAUGAACUCGUGGAAGCAACUCCAGGAGUUUGCGAACACGAGGGGAGACUUUGGAUACGGGAGGAACCGACUUCCUAUCCUUGGGUUGUAAUUAGGUGGAAGUAUGAGAUCGCAUACCUAGAAAUACACAGCUCCAGGAUCUGUAUGUCUGGGGUAAUUAGCCAUAUAAGCCAGAAUCCCGGUGAUUGCACUACCUCACGUGUAAACAUAUACGCACAGGCUCGUGUGCUACCGCACUCUUUCAUU